Molecule: messenger RNA, 1693 nt
Organism: Pundamilia nyererei
Lineage: Eukaryota; Metazoa; Chordata; Actinopteri; Cichliformes; Cichlidae
Product: guanine nucleotide-binding protein subunit alpha-11-like
Exons: 8
Coding region: 303-1412 (369 amino acids)
Biological process (GO): phospholipase C-activating dopamine receptor signaling pathway; adenylate cyclase-modulating G protein-coupled receptor signaling pathway
Cellular component (GO): heterotrimeric G-protein complex; cytoplasm
Molecular function (GO): G-protein beta/gamma-subunit complex binding; G protein-coupled receptor binding; guanyl nucleotide binding
Source: RefSeq, a predicted model, not a curated record
UCGUUCGGGCAGCAUUCCAGUCGCGGUGUUUGGAGCGGCUCGGGGAGGCGGCACAUUCCUGCGUAGGCGCGGUGGACUUUCCCGAACUGGACGUUGUUCCGUGUGGGCUGGAAAAAAAGGCGUUUAAAGUCAGUGGGAGCUAAUGAAGCUGCUGGUGGGCCACGGCAGCUGUUAGCCGCUGUCAGCAGGUGCAGAGCUGAGGGAGGGGAAAAAUGGCCCGGGAAAAGAAAUCUGAACCUGUACCUGCUCGUCUUCAGGGAGUGUGACAGACUGAUUGGAGUUUGAUUUCAGUGUUUUUGGCCAUGGCCGGCUGCGGGCGGUGGUGCUACAGCACCUGCGUGUGCUGUCUGUCCGAGGAGGAGAAGAACACCAUUGCUGUGGACAAAGAGAUCAAGAGGAUCCUGAAGCAACAGAAGAAGAAGGAGAGGAGGGAGAUUAAAAUCCUUUUGCUUGGGACUGGGGAGAGUGGGAAAACCACCUUCAUCCGACAGAUGAGGAUCAUUCACGGACGAGGCUACUCAGAGGAGGAGAGGAAGGCUUUCGCCAAAUGCAUCUACCAGAAUAUCUUAACUGCCAUGACUGCAAUGACAGGAGCGAUGGCCACGCUCAGAAUUCCCUACUCCAACCCACAGAACGAGAUUUACGCCAAGAGGCUGGAGGACGUAAGCAUAGUACAGGUCACCCAACUGGAACGGGGCCAUGUUGACGCAAUCCGCCGCCUCUGGGCAGACUCGGGAAUACGUGCCUGUUACAGCCGCCGCUGCGAGUACCAACUCCUGGACUCUACAGAGUACUACAUGAAUAAUCUGGACCGCAUCACCUCCCAGGACUACAUCCCCACGGAACAGGACGUGCUGAGAGUUCGAUUCCCCACCACGGGCAUCCACGACUACUCCUUUACCGUCAAUACCAUCACACUAAGGAUUGUGGACGUUGGCGGUCAGAAGUCGGAGCGGCGGAAGUGGAUCCACUGCUUUGAAAACGUCACCUCCCUCAUCUUCCUUGCGUCGCUCAGCGAGUAUGACCAAGUCCUGGAGGAGAAAGACACGACUAACCGCAUGCAAGAGAGUCUGGCUCUGUUCUACACCACCAUUCACUCCCAGUGGUUCCUCAACACCUCCAUCAUCCUCUUCCUCAACAAGACUGACAUCCUGACUGAUAAAAUGAAAACAUCAGACCUGCAGAAAUACUUCCCCGGUUUCACAGGCAGGAAACAUGACCCCGAAGACGCUAUGAAGUUUAUCCGCAAGAUGUACGAGCAGCAGGCCGUCACCCACAACAACCGGGAGACGUGGAAGACUCUGUACCCCCACUUCACCUGUGCCACGGACACCAACAACAUCCGCAGGGUCUUCAGCGACGUGAAGGACACCGUGCUGCUCAAGUCUCUAAGGGACUAUGGGAUCAUCUGAACUUUUACCAGGCAAUGAAAGCCAGGAGGAAAGAUGGUUCGUGUCUCUUUGUGGACAUUUUACUUGUAUGAGUGAAAGCCAAAAUGGGAUUUCUCUUUUCCACAUAAAAUUCCUUCUAAAUUGCAGAAGUCAGAACAUCAGGCUUAAUAUUUUUGUGCCCCUCGUCCUCCUCUCAUUCUUCAUUUUAAUUAAGGCGCAAGUGGAGAUUGAAAGCACUUUCCUUUCAUCACCACGACUAUCACAACUUUACUCUCAUCCCCUUCUUCUGUUCAGGAAGUAUU